AUGCCGCAGCAGAAUUAUGGCUCACCAAGAUUAUCUAACAAACCCGGCACUCGUAUCAGUAAAAGCGCUGCUACAGGACAACAGAAUGAGAUCGUGCAAGAUAUAUCAUUAAGAAACGUGAAUAAUAAGCAUAUUUCGGCCAAUGCAAUUUUAGGGGCAUACACACGUUUCAACGCUAUUCCUCUUGGAACUAAAGAAGCUCUCCCACCUAUUCCACCGAGUAGAGCUAAUCCUGAUAACGAUUACGAUGGUAUUGAUGAUAAUGUACAUGAUUUUAACACGAUCGAUGAAGACUCUUUACCACUUAAAUUAUUUGACGGGAAAAAACAAUCACUCGAUGAACUAAGUGAAGAAUCCAUGUCAUAUUUAUGGUUUCGACGUAUUAAAGAAAUUUUUUUACAUAUGGAUUAUACCAAAGAUAACCAGGCAGAUGAUCCUUUUAUUGAAUUUGAUAUGGAUUUAGCUCGAGUUGAUUUGAUCAAUGCAUGUGAUCGAUAUAUAGAGAAUGAACGGAUUAUCAUUACCAAAACGGAUGUAAAUACGACAAAAUCUAAAGGCAGCAGUCAACAAACUGGUUCAUCGUUGAGUAUCGACGAUUGUAUCAAUGAGCUCAAUCAUUUUACCACGAAUCCAUCAUCAGAAGAAUUGUCAUCGGUAUUGAAUAAAUGUAUCGGAUCGUUACGAGAUCUUGAUAAACGUACUGAAGAUGUCAUCGAUAAAUUACAGAAGCAACUGACAAAAAACUCAGAAGUUGAUAUUCGUACUAUAAAAGAACUUAUUCAAUCUUUGCAAACAAAAGAAGUAAAACAAAAAAGUGAUUUAGAAAAAAGACAAGAUGGAGAUAUGAAGAAACUCUAUGCAGAAGUAUUUAAAAUGUCUUAUAAAAGAAAUCCACUAAGAACAGAUAUUGAACAGGAAGAAUUAACACCAGUGAAGAAAGGCGAUAAUCAACCAAAUUUUCGUAAUGCUAUUUGGUGGUACUCAUGUGAUAAAGCUAGCAUAUAUUAUCAAAUUAAUUCAAUAUUACGUCUAGAAAACUUUGAAUUGUUAAUGGCAUAUCGUUAUUAUUUGAGUGAUCUUUGUAAAAUGAUAGAAUUUAUGUAUCAAGAAAGAAAACGUGAGCAAGGUGAUAUUACUCAAACAUUCUAUCGAGCUGGACCUAUUAAUGAGGCCCAAUUGGAAAAAAUGCGUAAACCACAAAAACGUCAAUUGAUUUCGUUGAUUGGUUUUAUUUCAACAACAACUGAUAUGGAUAUUGCCAAAGGUUAUGCCCAAAAGCAGAGUAUAUCGAAGGGUAACAAGAGAGCAUUGUUUCAAAUUACUGUUAAACCUCAAGAGUCAUGUACAGCAUUUGCAUAUAUUGAAGGUAUUUCAUUUCAUCCCGAAGAAAAAGAAGUUCUAUUUAGUAUGGGUUCUACAUUUGUCGUUGGCAGUGUUACUGAUCCUAAAGAUGGCGAAAAUUAUUAUACAGUUCAACUCAUAGCGUCUGAUAUUGAUAAAACCCUUAUUAAUGAUAUUCGUACUAAAGUCGAAGAAUGUUCACCAUCUGGUCGUGCCGCUUUAUUAGCACACUAUCUUAUGGAACUAGGUGAAUAUCGAGCAGCUCGUAAAUAUCUCAGCUCUCUUCUAAACGAAGCACAAGAUGGAGGUAUAUUAAACAAUGAUCCAAACUUAGCUUCAAUUUACUCGUGUCUCGGUAUGAUUUAUGCUCGACAGGGUCUUCAUGGUGAUGCGCUUAAAACAUUCAAACAAGCACUUAAUACGCAAGCACGUCUCGAAUACUCGAAUAAUAAUGCAUUAGCCGAAAUUCAUAAAAGUAUUGGAUUAGCUUAUGUAGGCCUAGGUCGUUUGAAUGAAGCUGAAGAGACCUUAGCAAAAGCAUUACGUAUACAAUUAAGAGAGGCUAACUCCGAUCAACAGUAUUUAGCAUCGAUCUACGGUGAUAUUGGUUAUGUACAAUACAAGAAGGAUCAUAUGAGGAAAGCAUUAGAUGCUUUUGAAGAAGCUGAAAAGAUUUAUAAAAAAAAUUCAAACAAGAUCGCGCAUGAUGCUCUUGAACAAUCUUUAACGAGAGCGGAAUAUCUUACAAAUUAUGGACAUUUAUUAAGUGUUAAUAAUGAUAUAGCAGAAGCACAAACACGAUACAGCGAAGCACUGAAGCUUUAUAAAAGUAUUCUACGUGAUAAUGAUCCUAAAUUAAUGCAAACUUAUAUCAAUAUAAUGGUUGCUUAUGCAAACACUAAAAAAUUUAAUGAAGUGACUAAAUGGUUUGAAGAUAAAACAGUUAAAGAAUUAAUUGAUAAGCAAGAACUAAAUAUGUUUGAAUUGAACAGUUCAGUAACACAAUCUAGUCUUGCUUUUCUCCAUGAAUUUGUCGGUGCUUGUUAUGUAGCCCAAAACUCGUAUGAUACAGCUAUUCGCUUGUGGGCACGAGCUGUGAUAUUUAAACGUAAGGCACGUCUGGAACAAUUAUUGCUAGAAACUACAAAUAGCAUUUCAUCGAUGUCAAUUAAUGAGCAAAAAAGUUUUAUUAAUGAAAAUUAUCGUCGAGCGCGCGAGUAUUUUAAUAAUACCACCAGAGACACAGAGCAAUCAAAAAAUAAAAAAAUAGAACAAUUACCAAAUGAAUUUUGUGUGGGUCUACUCUAUGCCGAAUCCUAUAAUCAUAGAUCUGCAAUUGAAAAUUUGGAAAAGGCUAUAACAAUUUUAAAUUCAUCUGACGAUGAUAUGAAGCUUAUUGCUUGUCUUCUAUUAAUCAAUUUGUACAAACAUCAGCUUGAUGAAAAAUCGGCAAUUGAUAAUUGCGAUCGAGCUUUAGAAUUAAUCAAACAAUCAAAAACUCAAAAGGAUCGUGUAUUAGAAGUCGAAGUCAAUUUAACUCGUAUUGAAUGUAUUAAGGAAGCAAAACAAAAUGCAAAAAUUUUUGACGAACAGAAAAAUGCAAAUGUUAUUGACGAACUAAAAAAACUUGAUAGAUCUUUAAAAACAAAUGGUAGUGAUACAAAAUAUGUCACAUUAAAAGUUAUCAUUUAUGAUACUCUAGCUCGUUAUUAUCUAGAAGAACCGAAUUACGAGGAAUUCGACAGAGUCGCUGAGAAAUCGGUGACAUAUAAAAUUCGUAACUUCUCACAAUAUCAUCCUAGUUUAGUCAUUAACUCAAAACUAUUGGCGGGACGUUAUAUUCAACAAUCUCGUUAUCAUGAAGCAUUAUAUUUUUAUGAACGUGCUCUUGAAGUACAAAAUUUAAAUUUAACUUUUGAUCAUUCACAAAACAGAAAAAUGUAUUAUGCUAUGGGUGAUAUCUAUUGCAAAUUAGAUAAAUUAUCUAACGCAAAGGAAAAAUAUGAUGUAGCUGAAAAUAUAAAUUCAAAUACUGAUGAAGAUGAUGUAUUAACUCAAGAUAAAAUCAAUGCCGAAGAAUCAAUGGAUAUUUUAAUGGCUCAAAUCAGUAUGCAUCAACAUUUAGCUGAUUUGUAUGCAAAAAAGAAAGAUUAUAAACAAGCUUUAUCCGAAAUGAAUGAAAUUCUCGAAUUAUUAGGGGAUGAAUUACCAUCAUCAGCAUUUGAUACAGAUAAUGAUAAAGCAUUAAUUCAGAAAAAUAUUGAUAUUUCUACACUUUUCAAUAGUCUCCAAUUAUUGGCUAACUGUUUAUUACAUAUAGGAGAUAUUCUUGAUACUGCUCAAGACGAUGACAUGGGUUAUGAAGUAGCUUUGAAUAUUUACAAAAAACUGAAUCAUUAUGAUGGUAAAUUAGGUUUUGAUGAAAUUAUUUUAUUGUAUAAGAAGAUGAGCCAAUAUAACGAAGAUCUAUCAAAUAUUGAGGAUGCCAUUGAUUAUCUUCAGAAAAUCAUAGAUUCAAAAAAACCAUCGAGCGCUGUUUUGUAUCGAAUGGGUGUUUUAAAUAUUAGUCGUGGUAGGCUUAAAGAAGCGACGGUAAACUUUAAGAAAAUAUUAGAUGAUCCAUCAAUUAGUGAGAAACAAGCAAUUAAACAAAUUGUACAAGAAAAUUUAGAUGAAAUUCAAAGGAAAAUAACAAGUCAACCACUGAAUUCACGACGACUUUUACCAGGCCCUCAUGUUAAUCCUUAUGAUUGUAUAGGAUUUUCUGAAGAUGAUGGUGAUAUAUCAAUUGUGAGUCAACAGGAAAACGAGAUUGAUUCUAAAAAGAAAAUAGAAAACACAGAUGAUUUAUUAGAUGAUCGAGCUAAAGCAUUCGCUUAUCUUGAACUUAAUGAUAAGCAAAAAUCACUCGAAUCUUAUCAGAAGUACAUUAAAGAUCAUAGCAAAAAUUUGUCAAUAUUGCAUGCUUUCGAAUUUCAAUAUUCUAUAAUUGAACAACAUAUGUAUACAUAUGAACAGGAAAGUAUGUCUAUAUUUUUACCCAAAUUACUUUGUUGUCUGGUGAACAAACUUCGUGAAGGAGAUUUAGACAAAUCAGAUAUAUUGAAAAUAGCAAAUUCAUAUGUUCGAUGUGGAUUUCUUUAUAAUGAACAAUCUUUAUAUGUCAAAAGUAGUCUCGCUUAUAUAUCAGCUUUUGAUUUGUACUACACCAAAUCAAUCAGUGCUUCUGAUACAUUAAUUAAACUUAUGGGCAAAAUACUUAAUAACUAUAUCAAUUACGAACUUCAACCUGCAAUGGUCCUCGAAAUCGCUCAGGAAUUAUCACUAUCAGAAGCUGAUAUAAGUCAGAUGCGUUUAAAAAUAGGCGCGAUGUAUCGUGACAAUCAAAUAGAAAAUGUUGAUGAUUUAGAUGGUGACGGUGAUACAAGUAAUGAAUCUCGAAUAAUUGCUUUAAAAUGGUACAGAGAUUGUUUAGUUGCUUCGAAUGAUGAGUUCAUAAAAGCUACGUGUUAUUAUAAUAUUUUACAUCUUUAUAAAGAUUAUAUUUAUGAAGAUGACAAUGGAAAAGAUGAUGUUAAUAAUAUGAUGAAUUUGUUACCUAAACUGAGUACUUUUGAUCGGCGUCUGUUACUUGACCUGGCACGUCAAUUUAUGAAAGCGUAUGACAACAAUAAAGGUAUUUGCAAUAAAAAUAUUAAUGAUCAACUACAAAAACUUGUGAACGAUUCUUUUAACGAAACAUUGCAAGUGAAUGGCGAGCUCAGUAUUGGAUGUUGUCUUAUGAGAUGUGAUGAUUCAGAAAAUGCUGAAAGAUAUUGGAAGUCUAUCAUGGCACAAGUUAGAUCUGAUAAAUCUGUACGAGUUCUAUUACUUGUCUAUGAUUCUGAUUCAACAUUUGAUGACAUUCUCAAUGCUAUAAAGCAUUCAGAGAAUGAAAUAGAUUUACUUCUCAAGCAACUAAUUGCAACUUAUGAAAAAAUGGGUGAUUAUUAUAGAUCAGAAGCUAAAAACAGUGAAAAUCCAGAUACAGACGGAUUUCAAAAAGGUGAUGAUAUGUACGAAAAGGCAAUCCAUCUAAUGAACCGGCUUCAUAUGAAUACAGACGAUAUUAAUAAAAUAGAUCAAAAAUUGCACGAAGAACAACCCAAGCCAAGAGAUAAAUAA
This is a messenger RNA of Adineta steineri, 5505 nucleotides long. Lineage: Eukaryota; Metazoa; Rotifera; Eurotatoria; Adinetida; Adinetidae. The record is from the annotation of a GenBank genome assembly.